Molecule: messenger RNA, 1602 nt
Organism: Pygoscelis adeliae (Adelie penguin)
Lineage: Eukaryota; Metazoa; Chordata; Aves; Sphenisciformes; Spheniscidae
Gene: FST
Product: follistatin
Exons: 6
Coding region: 68-1099 (343 amino acids)
Biological process (GO): negative regulation of activin receptor signaling pathway; multicellular organism development; cell differentiation
Molecular function (GO): protein binding; activin binding
Source: RefSeq, a predicted model, not a curated record
CUCGCUCCCUCUCCCUACUCCCCCUCACGCUGUUUCUGUGUCUCUCUCACUCCCUGCUAUACUGAGGAUGUUAAAUCAGAGAAUCCACCCGGGCAUGCUCUUACUCCUGAUGUUUCUGUGCCACUUCAUGGAAGAUCACACAGUGCAGGCUGGGAACUGCUGGCUCCGGCAGGCGCGGAACGGCCGCUGCCAGGUCCUCUACAAAACCGACCUCAGCAAGGAGGAGUGCUGCAAGACCGGCCGCCUGACAACUUCGUGGACGGAAGAGGACGUCAACGACAACACGCUUUUUAAGUGGAUGAUUUUUAAUGGGGGAGCCCCAAACUGCAUCCCGUGCAAAGAAACGUGCGAGAACGUGGACUGUGGACCCGGGAAGAAAUGUAAAAUGAACAAGAAGAACAAACCUCGGUGUGUUUGUGCUCCGGAUUGCUCUAAUAUCACUUGGAAGGGCCCUGUGUGUGGCUUAGAUGGGAAAACCUACAGGAACGAGUGUGCCCUUCUCAAAGCCAGAUGUAAAGAACAGCCCGAACUUGAAGUCCAGUAUCAGGGCAAAUGCAAAAAGACCUGUAGGGAUGUUUUGUGCCCAGGCAGCUCCACAUGUGUGGUUGACCAAACUAAUAACGCCUACUGUGUGACAUGUAAUCGAAUUUGCCCAGAGCCUACCUCCCCUGAACAGUAUCUCUGCGGGAAUGAUGGCAUAACUUACGCCAGUGCCUGCCACCUGAGGAAAGCUACCUGCCUACUGGGGAGAUCCAUUGGAUUAGCCUACGAAGGAAAAUGCAUCAAAGCCAAAUCCUGUGAAGACAUUCAGUGCAGUGCUGGGAAGAAAUGCUUAUGGGAUUUUAAGGUUGGCAGAGGUCGGUGCGCCCUCUGCGAUGAGAUAUGCCCUGAAAGCAAGUCAGAUGAGGCAGUCUGUGCCAGCGAUAACACAACUUACCCAAGCGAGUGUGCCAUGAAAGAGGCAGCCUGCUCCAUGGGUGUGCUUCUAGAAGUAAAGCACUCUGGAUCUUGCAACUCCAUUAAUGAAGACCCAGAGGAUGAAGAGGAAGAUGAAGACCAGGACUACAGCUUUCCUAUAUCUUCCAUUCUAGAGUGGUAAAACCUCCAUCACUAUUGGAACAGCCAUUGGGCACGAAAUCAAUGUCCAUACUGUAAAUAAGUGUAUGCUUAUUUAUUUUGGGGAGGAUAAAAGUAUACAUAUAGUUGAGUCUCGUAGACAUUUAUUUAUACUGUGUCAUGUUUUAUAAUUUAUACAUAAAUUGUCUGGUUGACUGUACACCUUUUUUGAAGAAAUUUAUUCGUUACGGGAAGAGCAGUGUUAUUUAUUGUGAGGUCUCUUGCUUGUAAAGUAAAGCUUUUCUUUUUUCUUGUAAACUAUAAAAGUCCAUUCCUUAGAGCUUACCCACAUGAUCUCAUCUCUUUGUUUCACCGAUGUUAACUCUUUUCCACUUUAACAAACUUGCAUGUCGGUUUCUGUUAUGUUUAUUUAUUGGAUUUUCUUCUUGCCAGUUCUGUACAUAAAAGAUCCCUCGGGUUUUUGUUUACAAGGAAUCUUGACUGACCAAAAGGCGUUGUAACUGACUUAAGUAUACUUCCAGAGUG